Messenger RNA from Jaminaea rosea, 2008 nucleotides. RefSeq names its product Nucleotidyltransferase. The coding region runs from base 1 to 1626 and encodes 541 amino acids. The transcript has 2 exons. NCBI's taxonomy places the organism in Eukaryota, Fungi, Basidiomycota, Exobasidiomycetes, Microstromatales. Gene Ontology annotation, cellular component: nucleus. The record is from RefSeq and is a predicted model, not a curated record. Gene Ontology annotation, molecular function: DNA-directed DNA polymerase activity; DNA binding. Gene Ontology annotation, biological process: double-strand break repair via nonhomologous end joining.
AUGGCGCCGACGCCUUCACCAGGCAAGCGACGGCGUCUCCACGAAGAAAUCUCUGGGGAUCGCUCGCAGCCGCAGGCUCAACGACGAGUCCUCUCCCAGGCGGUCAGGCUUUGGGUUCUCGCGGAUAAAUUGGAGACUAGCGAAAUUGAAACGGCUUAUAGGCUAGCGCAGGAACUGGGAGCGCUGCGCUCGAGUGAUAUCAAAUUCGCCAAUCUCGUCCUUACUGCGGUCAAGGCACCAAAGCGGGUAUGGCUGGCGCUCAGGAGGGAGGCGACGGGCAGUAAUCUGAGCGAUGAAUGGUUGCGCAGCCUCAACGUCCUGCACGUCGACUGGCUAGCGGAUACAGAGAAGAAGGGCAUCAUGCAAGCCUACGAUGCCUACCGCAUCGUGCUGCCCAGAGACACCGCUGAAUCUGCUCAAAAAGCAUCACCUUCCGCAUCGUCGUCGAGCAUCAAGAAGGAAGUCGCCUCGCCGUCGUGCAUCAAGAAGGAAAGCCCCUCAUUGUCGUCCCCACCGUCGUCCACUCCUGUGAUCCCCACAUCACCUCCGCCCCCGGCAUGGACGAAUUCAGAAUACUCAUGCCAACGUCCUUCACCGCUGCGCUCCGCUCACAAUCAGCCGCUGGUCGAUGAGCUCGAGGUCAUCCGAAAACAGCGCGACCUCACUUCGCAGAGGUGGUCAGAACGCUCCUACUCGAUGUGCUUGAGCGCCAUUAAGGCCUACCCUCGCAAGGUCUGCUCGCAGAGCCUCAAGGAAGUCAAGAGCUUGAAGGGCGUGGGGCCAAAGAUGAUCGUGAGCAUCGCGAGACCAGCGGAGAGCUGUCAAUUCUGCUCGUCUGGUCAGAUUGUCGAGGCCCAGCAGAUCCUGUCCGAUCCGGCCAACCCGAUUAUGUUCUCCUUCAUGGAGCUCUACGGCGUUGGACCGGUCGCAGCGCGAGAGCUGUACGAGGAUGGAUGUCGCUCAAAUGCGGACGUCGUUGCGAGGGGCAAGUCGCUCGCCACUCACCUGGACGUGGCCGACUGCCUAGGGAUCUUACCCGACCUGAAGUUGCCAAUCCCAAGAGCGGAGGUGGAGGAGAUUGCGAGCUUGCUCUACGAGGAGGCCAGAGUCGUACUCCCCGGGUGUCGGUACACCAUCUGCGGCGGAUACAGGAGGGGAAAGCCAAGAAGUAACGACGUGGACGUGGUCAUUUCGCACGAGGGAAACGGAGCGAGGAUCCACGACAUACUGGACCGGCUGAAGCGCAAGGGCAUCAUGUCGUACAACGUCAACGUGCUCACGCACAGCGAUGAGGCUCGGCUGGACGCGGCGCUCCACCUCAAUGUGGCGGAGAUCGUGGUGCUGCCCCCUCGCUCAGUGAUCGUACCGCAUCCAAAGCAUCGACGGGUGGACUUGGUGAUGUGCCCGCCGCAGAUCUAUGGAGCAGCCGUGAUUGGGUGGACGGGGGCGAAGACCUUUGAGAAGGACAUUCGACGGUGGGCGAAGCUGAAGGGGUACAAAUUCCACUCGACAGGGUUGAGAGUGAGGGAAACGGGCGAGUUGGUCGAGACACCUACCGAGGAGGACGUGUUCAGAUUGCUCGGAUUGAGGUGGAUGCCACCGGAGUGGCGCAACACGGAUGCGUAGGCGCGUGGUAGCAAGGAAGGCGGCGCGAAGGACAUUUGAGCGCGGCGGAUCGUCAAGCUGUGUAUUUCAUAUCAUCUAUACCCAUUCCAAUCAUCAUCGAGAGCAUGCUUGCUCACUCGUUCGCAUUACGCCCACGUCUGCUUAUCGCCGUACAGUCCUGACCCCACGCUCCUCUUGUUCUUGUGACCGGCCCCCUGCACAACUGGAUGAUCAUGCUUCCUACGGUCUUGCAACUUUUUCAUCGUCGAAUUGCUAAAGCCGAGAUGACCCUGCACGACGCUAGGCGGCAUGACAGAGAGCCACUGGCUCAGUGAGAUGUCCGAAUAGAUGGGGGACUUGAAGAGCUCGAGGUACUUGACUGGCUCGCUACCGAGGGCCUCGA